Xyrauchen texanus (razorback sucker) is the source of this 2099-nucleotide messenger RNA. RefSeq names its product proline-serine-threonine phosphatase interacting protein 2 (gene pstpip2). Lineage: Eukaryota; Metazoa; Chordata; Actinopteri; Cypriniformes; Catostomidae. Gene Ontology annotation, biological process: actin filament polymerization. Gene Ontology annotation, molecular function: actin filament binding. The record is from RefSeq and is a predicted model, not a curated record. The transcript has 15 exons. Gene Ontology annotation, cellular component: cytoplasm; plasma membrane; actin filament. Bases 158 to 1156 code for a protein of 332 amino acids.
UCUGGUCAUACACGAAAGACGCGCAUUUAAGACACUGGGCGUUUUUGUUUUACACACGAAGUACAUCAGCCCAAUGAUAUCUGUCAGUCACUGGGUUAUUAUAGUCUGAUACGGGACUCCAGAGUCAUUUUCACUGCGCAAAAACACAUCCGUCGCAAUGAGAGAGCUGCAUUUCAAAGAUAAUUUUUGGAACAUUGAUAUCACUAGCACAGUAGGAUAUGACAGCAUCAUCCAGCACUUGAAUGAUGGCAAGAGGACAUGCAAAGAGAUUGAAGACUUCAUGAAAGCCAGAGCUGCAAUAGAAGAGAAAUAUGCAAAGGAGCUCCUUGGUUUGUCUAAGAAAGUGUGUGGACACAGUGAAAUGAACACCCUGAAACGAUCACUGGACGUUUUCAAAUUACAAACAGAACAAGUGAGCUUGUCUCAUUUACACUUGGCCCAAACCAUGAGAGACGAAGCAAAAAAGUUAGAGGAUUUCAGAGAGAAACAGAAAGACUCUCGAAAGAGAGUAGAACAACAGAUGGAUGCUCUUCACAAGCAGAAGGCUGCCCAAUACAAGAAAACAGCAGAAGCAAAGAAGACCUAUGAGCAAAAGUGUCGAGAUAAAGAGGAAGCAGAGCAGAACAUGAACAGAAACGCCACCACCAGCAGUUCCAAGCAGCAAGAAAAGCUGUUUGCCAAAACACAGCAAGCCAAGCAGUGUGCAGAGGAAGCCGACAGAAUAUACAAUCAGAAUGUGUCAGUGCUGGGGAAGAUCAGAGAGGAGUGGCUGAAUGAGCAUGUUAAAGCCUGUGAGUUUUUUGAGAAACAGGAAGUGGAGAGGAUCAACACCCUGAGGAACAUCGUGUGGAACCAUCUCAACCAACUUUCCCAGCAGUGUGUCACCAGCGACGAGCUCUAUGAGGAUGUAAGGAAGUCACUGGAGCAAUGUAACAUUCAAGAAGACCUUGAGCAUUUUAUCAACCUCAGAAGGACUGGAGAAAAACCACCAGUACCUGUUCCAUACGAGAACUUCUACAACAAUCAGAGAUCGGCCCCUGCCCGCCCACCGGCUUCAGCUGUCAGGAGAGCGGCAGUACCUCCACCACCACCUGUUGAAAAUGAUCCUUUAUAUUCAACUGUAGCAGAGCCAGGAUACAGCCUUAUACGACACUAAUAAGAACGUGAACCGUUUUAUGGGUCCUUCUUCAGCUCAAUAUGGAUACAGUAAAAGCAUUUGGCAACUUUUUUUUAUCAAGAGUCGAGAGAGCUGAAUUAUUAAAGGUGUCUAUGACACAAAAAUUGUAAUUCCUUCAUAAUUUAUUCACCCUUAUGUUGUUCAAAAACCAGUAUGGCUUUGUUUUGUUUGUCACAGAACAAAGCAAGUCAAUGGUUUGGGAACAACAUGAUGGUGAGUAAAUGAUGACAGAAUGUUCAUGUUUUGGUGAUCUGUUCCUUUAAUCUGUGGCCAGCUUCCUCACACUUUGUGGUGAGAAUAUACUACACCUGGCAUGGAGUAUUCAUAACUCUGAAUAAAAGCAUUUUAUUAACUUGCUAACUUCAAAUCAACUUUUGUAAAUAGGCUUUGGAGUGAUCUUUGAGACUAUUAUGAAAUGCGUAAAAGUCGAUAGCAAAUACACAAGAGUACACCUGAAAAAGGAAAUGAGCAUAGAGUUCUCACUACAUUGAUGACAUUGUGAAAACAAUAUAUUAUAAAGCUUUGUCUUUUUAUUUACUGUUAAAGACAUGGGCUCAUAUAGAUGUUUAAGAAAUUUAAAGCACAAAAUAUUUAUUUAGUCUUGCACCACUGGAUGUAUUGCAUUAAUAUGUAUAUAUUAUUUAAUCUCAUUGUCCUCUGAUAAAAUGUGAGGUCAUCAGGAUAUUACGUUUUGAAUGCUGUUUAAAAGUGCACUCAGUAACUUUUGUCUUUGUGUCAUCUUGGACUCUUGGAAAAUUUAUAUAUUUUGGUGAACUAUUCCUUUAACCCUCCUGUUAUGUUUGGGGUAUUUAGACUUAAAAACAGAGAAAAAGUCAUCCUAAUCUUGUAUUUGUCAAAAUGCCUUUGGAUUUUCUACAACAAUCAAUAAAUCAAUGAGUUUGUUUGUUAGAUGUUUAUAUUC